AGUGAAGCUGAGCCUGGCCUCGCAAGCUCCUAGAGGACCACCUCCUGAGACAGUUCUUUCUCCCCUCUUCUUUCUCCAAGCUCCCCUCCUGCCCUCCCUUCCUGCCCAGUACAAUGCAUUCUUGACUGGAAGCAUCUGGACUCCAAGCAGCCCCAGAGAGCCGGAGCAAGCCACAGAGAGAGGACUGGAGCCAAGACACUCUGGUGGGGAGCUUGGAUGCCUGGCUCUCUUUGAGGACAUCUCUGGAGCAAGUGUGGCUUUGGGGUUGGGGGUUGCGCUGCAGGGAAUCCAGCCAGGCCCCAAGAUGGACACUUCUGGGCACUUCCAUGACUCGGGGGUGGGGGACCUGGAUGAAGACCCCAAGUGCCCCUGUCCGUCCUCCGGGGAUGAGCAGCAACAGCAGCAGCAGCCGCCGCCACCACUGCCAGCACCACCAGCAGCCCCCCAGCAGCCCCCAGGACCCCCGUUGCAGCCUCAGCAGCAGCAGCAGCAGCCUCAGCAGCAGCAGCAACAGCAGCAGCAGCCACCGCAUCCCUUGUCUCAGCUCGCCCAACUCCAGAGCCAGCCUGUCCACCCUGGCCUGCUGCACUCCUCUCCCACUGCUUUCAGGGCCCCCCCUUUGUCCAACUCCACCGCGAUCCUCCACCCUUCCUCCAGGCAAGGCAGCCAGCUCAAUCUCAAUGACCACUUGCUUGGCCACUCUCCAAGUUCCACAGCCACAAGUGGGCCUGGUGGAGGCGGCCGGCACAGGCAGGCCAGCCCCCUGGUGCACCGGCGGGACAGCAACCCCUUCACAGAGAUUGCCAUGAGCUCCUGCAAGUACAGUGGUGGGGUCAUGAAGCCCCUCAGCCGCCUCAGCGCCUCCCGGAGGAACCUCAUCGAGGCUGAGCCUGAGGGCCAACCCCUUCAGCUCUUCAGCCCCAGCAACCCCCCAGAGAUCGUCAUCUCUUCCCGGGAGGACAACCAUGCCCACCAGACCCUGCUCCAUCACCCCAAUGCCACCCACAACCACCAGCACGCCGGCACCACCCCCAGCAGCACCACCUUCCCCAAAGCCAACAAGCGGAAAAACCAAAACAUUGGCUAUAAGCUGGGACACAGGAGGGCCCUGUUUGAAAAGAGAAAGCGACUGAGUGACUAUGCUCUGAUUUUUGGGAUGUUUGGAAUUGUUGUUAUGGUGAUAGAGACCGAGCUCUCUUGGGGUUUGUACUCAAAGGAUUCCAUGUUUUCGUUGGCCCUGAAAUGCCUUAUCAGUUUGUCCACCAUCAUCCUCUUGGGCUUGAUCAUCGCCUAUCACACACGUGAAGUCCAGCUCUUCGUGAUCGACAAUGGUGCGGAUGACUGGCGGAUAGCAAUGACCUAUGAGCGCAUCCUCUACAUCAGUCUGGAGAUGUUGGUGUGCGCCAUCCACCCCAUCCCCGGCGAGUACAAGUUCUUCUGGACGGCUCGCCUGGCCUUCUCCUACACACCCUCACGGGCGGAGGCCGACGUGGACAUCAUCCUGUCCAUCCCCAUGUUCCUGCGUCUGUACCUGAUCGCGCGUGUCAUGCUGCUGCACAGCAAGCUCUUCACGGACGCCUCGUCCCGCAGCAUCGGGGCGCUCAACAAGAUCAACUUCAACACCCGCUUCGUCAUGAAGACCCUCAUGACCAUCUGCCCCGGCACCGUGCUGCUGGUGUUCAGCAUCUCGCUGUGGAUCAUCGCUGCCUGGACUGUCCGCGUCUGCGAAAGGUACCACGACCAGCAGGACGUAACCAGUAACUUUCUGGGUGCCAUGUGGCUCAUCUCCAUCACAUUCCUUUCCAUUGGUUACGGGGACAUGGUGCCCCACACGUACUGUGGGAAAGGUGUCUGUCUUCUCACCGGCAUCAUGGGUGCGGGCUGCACUGCCCUCGUGGUGGCCGUGGUGGCCCGGAAGCUGGAGCUCACCAAAGCAGAGAAGCAUGUUCACAACUUCAUGAUGGACACUCAGCUCACCAAACGGAUCAAGAAUGCCGCGGCCAAUGUCCUGCGGGAGACGUGGCUCAUCUACAAGCACACGAAGCUGCUCAAGAAGAUCGACCACGCCAAGGUCAGGAAGCACCAGAGGAAGUUCCUGCAGGCCAUCCACCAACUGCGGAGUGUCAAGAUGGAGCAGAGGAAGCUGAGUGACCAAGCCAACACCCUGGUGGACCUCUCCAAGAUGCAGAAUGUCAUGUAUGACUUAAUCACAGAGCUCAAUGAUCGGAGCGAAGACCUGGAGAAGCAGAUUGGGAGCCUGGAGUCCAAGCUGGAGCAUCUCACCACCAGCUUCAACUCCCUGCCCUUGCUCAUCGCGGACACACUGCGCCAACAGCAGCAGCAGCUGCUGUCUGCCAUCAUCGAGGCCCGGGGUGUCAGCGUGGCGGUGGGCACCACUCACACCCCGCUCUCCGACAGCCCGAUCGGGGUGCCUCUACUUGGGAGCAGGAAGCUGAGAUGACAGGAAGCGACGCCUCUGGCAGGGCCCUUGCUGCAGUUGGUGGAGAACAGAAAUCCACGCUCAAUCUCAGCACCCAAACAUGAACUGGAGUUCCCUCUGAACAAAACCAUUAUCAAAUCUUCAACGUAUGACCUCUAAUCUAGGUGCCAAGCGCUCUGUGACACUUACUUACUUACACACCCGAGAAAUGCAUUGUGGAAGCUGUAAUCUUGGACCUGAACCAUGAAACAAACAAAAGGGACAUUGUGACCAACCGAGCUGAUGGAGCAAAAGCACAAAUUCAACAUCAACCUGAAGUUAGGAUCCCAAAGAGAUGCUGAAUUUAUAGCAAAAAAAAAAAAAAUCAACGACAAAUCAAAUA
Molecule: messenger RNA, 2822 nt
Organism: Phyllostomus discolor (pale spear-nosed bat)
Lineage: Eukaryota; Metazoa; Chordata; Mammalia; Chiroptera; Phyllostomidae
Gene: KCNN3
Product: potassium calcium-activated channel subfamily N member 3
Exons: 10
Coding region: 305-2461 (718 amino acids)
Biological process (GO): potassium ion transmembrane transport
Cellular component (GO): neuron projection; plasma membrane; neuronal cell body
Molecular function (GO): calmodulin binding; small conductance calcium-activated potassium channel activity
Source: RefSeq, a predicted model, not a curated record